Scomber japonicus (chub mackerel) is the source of this 7278-nucleotide messenger RNA. RefSeq names its product pericentriolar material 1 (gene pcm1). NCBI's taxonomy places the organism in Eukaryota, Metazoa, Chordata, Actinopteri, Scombriformes, Scombridae. The transcript is spliced from 39 exons. The record is from RefSeq and is a predicted model, not a curated record. Gene Ontology annotation, cellular component: ciliary basal body; centriole; centriolar satellite. Gene Ontology annotation, biological process: intraciliary transport involved in cilium assembly; cilium assembly; protein localization to centrosome. The coding region runs from base 62 to 6541 and encodes 2159 amino acids.
CCAUUCAGAGUUGAUGGUGGGAAGAGGCUUGCUGUUCUGCGGCAAGCUGUAAGUGGGUGACAUGGCAACUGGAGGCACUCCUUUUGAUGACAGUGCAGAAGAGCUGCACAACUGGACUGUAACCAAUGGCAGUCUGGAAGACAGACUCAACAACAUGGACUGGGGUGUGCAGCAGAAGAAAGCCAACCGAUCCUCAGAGAAGAACAAGAAGAAACUGUCAGCUGCAGUGGUGGAGAGCCGCCUGACUAAUGAUAUUUCGCCAGAGUCCACCCCUGGGGCUGGGCGCAGGAGGGCACGCACUCCUCAUUCCUUUCCCCACAUUAAGUACACCACUCAGAUGUCUGUCCCAGACCAGGCUGAGCUUGACAAGCUGCGUCAGAGGAUCAAUUUCACAGACCUGGAUGAGAGGAGCAUUGGCAGUGACUCCCAGGGGCGUGUCACAGCUGCCAACAACCAGCGCCAGUUAGCUGGAGAGAACAAGAAGCCCUACAACUUCCUACCUCUUCAUGUAAAUACUAACAAAAGCAAGGACAUGCUCCCUCCCUCCUCCUCUGCCCCAGCCACCCCAGCUAUAACCAAGGAAACUAAGAAACAGAGCCCAGGAUUCAGGGAUACGUUAACCCCUGUGAUCCCCACCAAGGAAACAUCAAGGCUCAGUCGUGGUGGCAUUGAGAGAGGGCUGUCGGCACACAGAGAAUACGGAAGAGGAGAUCCCAGAAUAGACAGCAGCCAGGUGGUGAGCAAGCUUGUACAGAUCCGGGAGUACAUCAGCAAGGCAAGCUCCAUGCGGGAUGACCUGGUGGAGAAGAAUGACGUGCCGGCAAACGUGGAGCGCCUAUCCCAUCUCAUCGACCACCUCAAAGAGCAGGAGAAGUCCUAUUUACGGUUCCUGCAGAAAAUGCUGGCACGGGAUAACGAGGAGGAUGAUGUUGGGACCCUGGACUCAGCUGUGGGCUCGGGUUCAUUGGCAGAGAGUACAUCUCUUAACAUUGAGUUGCGCUCUUCAGAUGCCUCCAAUGCAACGGGUGGUAGAGCAGAAACUGUGCGAGCUGACCAGAAGGAAGAGCUGGAGAACUUGCGUAAGCAGCACGAGCUGCUGAAGAAGAUGCUGGAGCAGCAGGAACAGCUCAGGGCCCUGCAGGGCCGACAGGAAGCGCUGAUGGCCAUGCAGCACAGUGCAGAACAGGCACUUGCUGUGAUUGAGGACACGGUUGUGACAGAAACCACAGGAAGCGUGUCAGGCCUGAGCAUCACAUCAGAGCUGAACGAUGAGUUGAAUGAUUUGAUCCAGCGGUUCCACAACCAGCUACAUGACUCCCAGACUAAGGCAGUGCCAGACAACCGUCGGCAGGCAGAGAGCCUUUCCCUCUCUAGAGAGGUGUGCUGGUCCAGGGCUCCCCAGGCUCUUGGUCCACCUCCACACAGGCCCCUUCUUCACUCUGCCUCUGGUCCCCACACUGGCCUAGACACCGGGGCAACAGCUGCUAGUGCCAAACUCACUAAGCUCCAAGAACUUCAAGACAAGAAGCAAACCAUGGACAAGAUCCUACAAGAGCUGCAUUCACUCAGAGACCAGACUCUUAACAAUAACUCUUGUCGUGGUUUGUCAACACAGUGCAGUCUGAGUAUGGGAGGAUCCUCAGAUUGUCCAUCUGCUCUCUGCUCUAAUGGGGCCUCGGCCUCCACCUCCUUUCAUCCUGCGCUCACACAACACCAGGACAGUUCCAACUCCACAGACAAGCUCAGGAAGCUAAAGGAGGUUCACAAGCGUCUGAAUGAGCUGCGUGAGUUGGUUCAGUACUAUGAGCAGACUUCUGAUAUGAUGGUGGAUGCGGUUAAUGAAAAUGUGAAGGAGGAUGAUGAUGACGAAGAGGAUGAGACAGAGGAUGGCUCUAUGUUUGAGGCCAUGUUUGACUCCGAGCAGGAGAAUCGCCAGCCUGUAACUAACAUCAGAAACCCACAGCGCAGUGGAAACUGGACAGACUUGAACAGCUUGACCAACGGGCGCAGUGUCAGGAGUAGUGCCACCAAUAACCGGGACGGCAGACUCAACACUGAGUGUGAGAUCAACAACCGGUCAGCAGCCAACCUCCGGAGCCUUAAUAUCCCCUCAGCCAUAGAGUGCCAGUAUAAUAGGGACACCCCUUAUAAUCAAGUGAAGGAUGAGGAUGAAGAUGAUGACGGUCUGAAUAAUGAUCAAGGGGCACAGGCUGUAGCUCCAGACAGCGAGGCUUCAGGGUCAAGUCGAAGAAGCAGUCUUGGGAAUGAAGCAGGUUUUGCCCAGAAGGUUCAUCGGCAGACAGCGAAGCAGAAAUUACGGCAGCUGCAGGAGUUGGUGGCCAUGGUUCAGAGUGACGACACAGAUGGUACAACAGCUAAUGAGGAUGAAGCUUUAGACCAACAGCCAAAUAAUACCAGAGCUACUGUGGCAGGGCCUCUGGGGUCUGGAUCCAAACAGAAUCCAAGGGACCUCUCACUGUCUAGCAAGGCCAGAGAGAAACUGUAUGAAGAGAAGCUGCGUCAGCAGAAACAGGAGCUGAAGCAGCUUCAUGAAGAGCGCCAGAGGCUCAUUGAAAUCCAGGGCAAGAUCCAGGACCUGCAAUGGGCUUGCCCUGACCUGCAGUCGUCCGUGUCGAGCACAGUGAGUCAGCAGGGUUUACUAAGGAAGGUUCCAGUUGCAGCAUCCACUCCGGCCACCGUCCAGGUAUCUUCCUCUGGAUCCAAAACCAAUUCAGCUGUGCUCAAACCUACUCCUCCAGAAGCAGCUACUCCUUCAGUCACUGACAAUGAGCAGCUUUGGUCAGAGAUGCGUCGCCAUCAGAUCCUGAGGGAAGAACUGCGUCAGCGCAGAAAACACUUAGAGUCCUUGAUGGCUGAACAUCAGAGGCGUAGUGGUCUCUGUGACUCUCCCCGCAGGAUUGACGACCAAGAGGGACUUGCUACACCCUCACAGUCUGUCAGUAGGGAUGAAAGGACAAUGGCUACCUGGGGUUCCACUCCCUGCCACCUUGAUGAUGAUGAUGAUGAUGAUGAGGACGAUGAGGAGGAGGACGAAUAUCGCUCAGAAAUGGGUGCAGAGGAGGAAGAGGAACAGGAGGAAUGUGCAGAGAGCACCUCUGAUGAUGACAUCCACAUCUUCUCAUCUAGCAGGAACCAGCGGCCCUACAGUAACAGGAAGAAUCAACGAUGCAACCUGAAGCCUCCACCAGCCUUCUCAUGUGAGAGCAGUGGGCUUCAUUCUCCUCAUAGUAAGGCAAAGACCAAACAACAGCAGCAGCAGCCCAGAAGUUUGAACCAGUCUGUGAGUCAGCAUGGAGGUACAAGGCGGCAGGAGAACCUGCGCUGGGCUUCUGAACUCUCCUUCACUGAAGGCUCAUGCCACUGGCAGGAGCAGGUCAGCCAGCUACAGAGACAGCUGGACUUCAGCACCAGCAUGUGUCAGACACUCCUGCAGGACCAGCAGACGCUGUCUUAUAUGUUGCAAACCCUGCUGACCGGUCAGUACAGUGUUUUACCAAACAAUGUAUCAUCACCACAAGUCCACCUGGUCAUGCACCAGCUCAACCAGUGUUACACCCAGCUGGCUUGGCAGCAAAACAACGUGCAAAGACUAAAACAGGUCCUGAACGAGCUCCUCCACCAGCAGCAGCAGCAGCAGCAGCAGCAACAACAGCAGAAGCAACAGCCUUCAUCUUCAACAGCAGGUUGGCAGACGCAGAACCAGGGCUCAUCCCAGGAAUCCAGCUCCUGUCCCUCCGUCUCUCCUGGGGUCUUCCUCCCUUUCCCCUCUACUCUUCACUCUUCAACCAACAACAUGUCAACUGCUGCCUUAUCCGCGUUCCCUCCCGGCUUUAACUUAUUUCCGUUCUUCCCUCCUGCCAUGGGUGAGUUCCCUCAGGGUGCGGCAGCUCAGGCCACCCCGGACCACCAGAAGCAGCAUUUAGACCCUAACACUUCUCUCAAAACAGAGUACAUGAGUUUCCCUCCUCCACUGCAGCGCUCUCCUCUUAACUCAGCUACAGACAGAGGACCAACUGGCUGGCUCAACACCUCCUACGCAAACAACACCGUCCUGCAUCACCCAUCUAAAACCGCGGAAGAGUCUCCAACUUCCUCGCCUACCCUGGCCCACCGUCGCUCCCGACCUCAAGACUUUGACCGGGCCUCACAGGAAAGCUUCAGUAGCAUGCCUGAUCCUGCUGAUCCCACCACCAUCACAAAGACUUUCAAGGCUGGACGUAAGGCCUCUGCUCAAGCCAACCUGGCCUCCCGAAGCAAGACGCCAAGCAAGAGUCGCCGCAGGAGGAGCAAAGGGCACAACAAGAACAGUGAAGGCCAUGAGAGUGACAGCGUUAGCAGCACUGCAGACUUUGCCCAGGAGAGGGCAGCCCCGACUCGUCAGAAGGAUCUGAAUCAGAGUCUUUUGGACAAGCUGACUCAAGAGAAACUAGACAGCAAAACUAAGCUUGGGAACAAACGAAAUGACCUCUCCUCUGCCUAUGCUUGGAGAACACCCUUCCUCUCUAACAGAAUUGCAUGCACAGAAGCACCAGAUGCUAGCAGCGACUUCUCUCUUUUUGAGGCGUUGAGGGAGACCAUUUACUCUGAGGUGGCGACUUUGAUCUCCCAGAAUGAGUCACGACCCCACUUUCUCAUCGAGCUCUUUCACGAGCUGCAGCUGCUCAACACCGACUACUUACGCCAGAGAGCGCUAUAUUCCCUGCAGGACAUAGUGACCAGGCAUCUAGCAGAGAAGAGUGCAGCUGAGGACCAGUUGCCCCCACUUGGCCCUGUGGCAUGGGCUGCAGGCUCUCAGUCUGAGCUCACACCCAGUGAAAGUCUGGCUACCAGUGAUGCAGAGGUGGUGGAGAAGAACUUGAGGCUCACGCAGGACACACUGAAGAAGAGGGAUGAUACAGAAUCCGUGGGCAAUGAAAGCACUGUGUCAACCUCCUCCAACCUGGAUCCAUUUGCUAAAGAUGAUCUCGGCAACACGGUGAUUCAUUUAGACAAAGCUCUGGCCAGGAUUAGGGAGUAUGAGCGCAUGAAGCUUAAAGUUGAGUUUAACCCCUGCAACGCCAGCACUGCAGGUGCAGGUGGCUCUGAAGUCUCAAAUGCUGAACAUCCUUCUGCUAACGCUGCUGAACCAGUGGAAGGAGGUGCAGCCGGUGAUGUGCGCUGCCCUCAGAUUGACACCCAGCAGUUGGAUCGUCAGAUCAAAGAUAUCAUGACAGAAGUUAUUCCCUUCCUCAAGGAGAACAUGGACGAGGUGUGUUCCGUCCAGCUGCUGACAUCUGUGCGGCGCAUGGUCCUUACUCUCACGCAGCAGAAUGACGAGAGCAAGGAGUUUGUCCGCUUUUUCCACAGACAGCUGGGAGGCAUUCUGCAGGAAUCCCUCAGUAAAUUUGUAGGCCGUACUCUGAAGGACUGCGGGGAGGACCUCCUCGUGGAGAUCUCGGAGAUCCUCUUCAAUGAACUGGCCUUCUUUAGGCUUAUGCAGGAUUUGGACAAUAGCAGCAGCACCUCUUUGGCAGCCAAACACAAAAACAAGAAUAGGGCUGAACAAUCCAGUAAAGCCCAAAACAGUCUAAAGGAAAAUCUAAAACCCGGGGGCGAUGAAUCUCCAGCCUACUCAGAUGAAGACAAGGAUCAAGACGAGGCUGAGCAGGACGGUGACAGUUUCCAGGAGAUUUACCUGCAGACAGAGACGAAGAACCACAAGAGCAGUGAAGCUUCAGAGGUCGAAGAGGAAGAGGAAGAUGAGGAAGAGGGGGAUAGACAGGGAAUUCCUAUGUCAAUCAGCCUUUCCAAAGCAGAGACUCAGGCUCUGACUAACUACGGCAGCGGGGAGGAUGAGAACGAGGAGGAGGAGAUGGAAGAGUUUGAAGCCGGACCUGUAGACGUCCAAACCUCCUUACAGGCCACCGCUGACGGACAGGUGGAGCAGGAGGUGACAUCAACAAAUGAAAUCCAGGAGACUAAAACUGAAGAGGGGUCUGAGAGGGAUGAUGGAGCGGAGACCAACAACAAGUCAGCUGUGAUUGUGGAUUCAACAGCAGAAGAACAUGUGAUGGUAGAGUGCCAGAUUCCCGAGAAGGAGAGUAAAGUUACUGCCUCGGAGGAAAGCGCUGAAGCCUUGAAGGAGUCAAACACCACUAGCAGCCCUGACACAGACUCUCCUGUCAUGAUCAAUGUCGAUGAGGUGGGCUCGGGAAACACCAGCCAGAAGUCAGACGAGGAAGACUUUGUCAAGGUGGACGACUUGCCAAUGCAGCUUACAGUCAUGUGUGAGGAAGAGCUACAGAAGAGAAUUGUAGAGGAGCAGCAGAAUAACAACCUGUCUGUAGAGAUCCUCAACGGGAACACCGAAUCGCUGGGGGGGCUGGUGGGAAAUGGGCAGGCACUGAAGGAACCAGGUACGGAUUACAGUCCUUGUCAUUCAAGGAUUACAGUGUGUUUGUGUAGUUGCGAAAACACCUUAGCAAUGUUAGCUUGUGUACAUCAAUACAUACAUUAUAUACACAAGUCCUUCCCUUUGUAGUGUAAACUGAAUUUUUGCUUUUGUCUUUUUCAGAAAAUGUUGGUGCCCAGAGCGUGUAAAAAAAAACUAUACAGAUGUCUCUAAUUCUACCAUUUUUAGCAACACUAUGCUUCACACCCUAAAUCUGUUCUGGAUGUAUGAUUGUUGAUUCUUUAUCUGCUAGUUUAAAAAGGGGCAAAGCCUCAUAUUGGUCACAUGUUAGCAGUGACCCCUGCACACACAUACACACAACAGAUAAAAACUAAACCUCUACACAUAAUUAACACUUAGCUCAUUUUAAUUUCUGAAUGUGUUUAUGUAGCGUGGAGGCUCUCUCCGUGCUGCUGAUCACUCACGGUUAAGCCUGUUUUUGAAUCUUAAGUACUGAAACUCCUGUUGGGAUCCGCCUUAGUCUUGGUUCUGGGAUCAGUUGAACACGAGUUGUGAUUUUUAAAUGUUUUAUUUGUCUCUGCCUUACUGUUGUACAGCUUAUCCUUUCUGCACUUGAUUCCUAAUUAUAAAGAGAUUACAGUACAGUGGAAGUUUAGUUGUAGCUGGCUGACUUGAGCUAAUUGUCUCUCCAGCUUUGAACACUUUAUAUACCGUAAAGCUCCAUGCUCCAGACCUAACUUUUAUCUCCUGAGACACAUCUUUAUAUACUGUUUUGUUCUGUUAAUGGUUAGUUUUCCCAUCAUUUUCAUGUAAUUAAAAAUGUUGAUUACAGUAAUAAGUUUUAAAUAAUAAAAUGCUGGAACUCU